This is a messenger RNA of Lactuca saligna, 1080 nucleotides long. NCBI's taxonomy places the organism in Eukaryota, Viridiplantae, Streptophyta, Magnoliopsida, Asterales, Asteraceae. The record is from the annotation of a GenBank genome assembly.
CCCCUUUAUUAGAAGCCACCCAAUUUUCCUACUCCUUUUCCAAUUCUCUCUUUUUUCUUCAUCUUUCUCUGCCCCCUCUCUCUUCAGGGCUCACUGCUCAGCCCAUAACAACCCUUGUUAUCUCACCUCCUCCCAAUCCUCCGCCUUCCACGGCGGCGGCACCAUUUGAGAAAAGAAAGAGUUCCGAUCAUGUCAAGUUUAUAUGGUCAAAACUACUCACCUGCUAGAGCCGCUUCAUCUCCACAUAUAUGGGCCAAUCCAGAUGUUGAAAGUUCAUAUCUGGCAGAGUUACUUGAAGAAAAGCUGAAGCUUGCCCCUUUCAUGAGAGUUCUUCCCAUUUGCAGUAAAUUAUUGAAUCAAGAGAUAUUCAGGGUUUCAGCAAUGAUACCAAAUCAAGGUUUUAACGACUUUGACAGAAUGCAACGUGGUUGGAGUCCCCUUCAACAAGAGAGACUAAGCGUGCCACAAGGAUUACCAAUGGAUCACUGGAAUUCUGCACCAGCAAGCCCAAGUUCAUUCAUUACAAAGAGGAUCUUGCGUUUGGAUAUACCCGUUAACAGUUUUCCAAAUUUUAACUUCGUUGGGAGGCUUCUGGGUCCUAGAGGCAAUUCAUUGAAGCGGGUUGAAGCCUCAACUGGAUGCCGUGUCUUCAUCAGAGGCCAGGGCUCCAUUAAAGAUCCUGAAAAGGAGGAGAGUUUGAGGGGUAGACCUGGCUAUGAGCACCUUAAUGAACCACUUCACAUCUUGAUUGAGGCUGAGUUGCCUGCAACAAUCAUUGAUGUACGUUUGAGACAAGCACAGGAAAUCAUCGAAGAGCUGCUCAAACCCGUGGAUGAGUCUCAGGAUUUGUACAAGAGACAACAGUUAAGAGAACUUGCUAUGCUAAACUCCAAUUUCAGAGAAGAUAGCCCGCAGCCCAGAGGCAGUGUGUCACCAUUCGGUUCAAGUGCCAUGAAACGGGCCAAAACUGAUCAAAUCGAAGAAGGGGAAGAUUCCGGUGAAGAUAAAAGUGGUAGUGUAUGGAUUAUCGCCGUUUCAGCAGAAGAUGAUGCGUGGUCUAUGGAAGGAACUCACCAAUAA